GGUCUCUUCCCAAGAAGGAGAAUGUUUCUGCUAACAACUGGGCCACACUUGUUCUACGUCGACCCUGUGAACAUGGUGUUGAAGGGGCAGAUACCUUGGGAUCCAACCAUCACUCCAGAAGCAAAGAACUUUAAAACAUUUUUUGUUCAUACGCCCAACAGAACUUAUUACCUUGAAGAACCAAAUGGAUUUGCACUGGAGUGGUGUAAAGCCAUAAAAGAAGUGAAGGCUUUCUAUUAUCCAAACACUAGAAGCUAGGCAGCAAGUGGGAGGCAGUGGCAGGAAGCAGGGGAAGCUACGUGAUAAAUCUGGAACCAAGUUGCUGGUCAACAUAGGAAGAGUAACACAGUGUGUUGUAUCUUGACAUCUAAGUGCAUAUAAAUGCAUUGAGAAUAGAAAUGAUCAAACAAUGAUAAAUUGUAUAUCAGUGCAUUUGUUUAUAAUGAAUAAUUAUUUAAUGAAUACAGAUUGUUAUGUAGAUGUAAUUCUUCUGUACUUACUUUAACUGUGAUGAUGGCAAGCUGAAUAUGCACCUUUAAAAAAAAACUUUUCAUUUUAAAAGUAGUCAUUUUUUUAUUUUAGUGGGUGACUUGUUUCAAACUGAGCAGUGGUGUUUAGAAAUGAACACUCAAUAGUUAUCAUGUAAAUGAUUAGUAAUCUAAUUACUCUUGAUAUAAAUAACCCAACUAGUGCAUUUUUACUUCUGUAGGAAAAUGUAUGUUACUGAAAUUUUUACUUGUGUUUUAAAAGUUACGUUUCGUUGUUUGAUGAGUAAGAGUUGUGACAGGUAGUGUUGAAUACAUGUGGCAUGUAAAGAGCCAGUCUUAUAUUUAUAUAGAUUGGGUAGAGGUACCAGUUAGUGCACAAAACUUUUUUUUUUCCAUUUUCAUUUUAGGAAACUGAAUGGAGUGCUUUUUUGAAGGUCAUGGUUUCGUCAUACCAAUAGAAUUCAAAUAUCUCAGUUUGUGCUUUCAGUGGGAAAGUAUCAAAAUCAGUGUAUUAAUUUGCCAAAGAUCCCUAAAUGUAUGCGGUUGGCCAAACUUGUACUCUUAAUUUUGAACUCCUGAAUGUUAUAAGAUAAUUAGUCAUUGUUUUGCAUAGUUUGUAAAGCAAUUUAAUCAAAUAAACAACCUGUAUGAAGA
Penaeus vannamei (Pacific white shrimp) is the source of this 1142-nucleotide messenger RNA. NCBI's taxonomy places the organism in Eukaryota, Metazoa, Arthropoda, Malacostraca, Decapoda, Penaeidae. The record is from RefSeq and is a predicted model, not a curated record.